GUCACUCAUGCCAAGCCUUGGGGAGCAGAAACGUCGGGGCUAAUGAACCAUGUAGAGACAGGCCAUGGGGAUUAAAUUUUGCACCAGAGGCAAUCUAAUUUUAAUUGAGAUCGAAGAUGUUGAAGUGACAUAUGAAUGGCAGCAGGCACAGGAGCUGAAGGAGAAGAAAAGGAAGAAGAAGGAGAAAGAGAAGGCAGCUCUAAGAGAGGAAACAGAAGCAGCCGUACAGAUCCAGGCCUGGUGGCGCGGCACCCUGGUGCGCCGGACCCUGCUGCACGCGGCCCUCAGGGCUUGGGUCAUCCAGUGCUGGUGGCGGGCGGGGGUGAUGAGGCUACUACAGAAGAAGCGGCGGGCAGCGCUGAUUGCCUACGUGGACAGAGAGGGGGCCGUGGUCAAGCUCCAGUCCCUGGUCCGAAUGUGGCGUGUGUACUGGCGGUACUGCCAGGUGCUCAGUGCCAUCUAUGUCAUCCGGUGCCACUGGCUCUGCCACAACUGCCAGACCUGCGCUUUCCUCCGGGGCCACUGUGUGGUCACGGCCACCCACCUGCAGUUCCACAUUGAGAUCAUCAAUUCCUAAGGGGCGCUGUGUCCUCCAUCCUCAGUAAAGGUCUAUCCUGGUCUGCAGCGUCUCUUGGUGUCCACAAGC
Molecule: messenger RNA, 646 nt
Organism: Tupaia belangeri chinensis (Chinese tree shrew)
Lineage: Eukaryota; Metazoa; Chordata; Mammalia; Scandentia; Tupaiidae
Gene: IQCF2
Product: IQ motif containing F2
Exons: 3
Coding region: 65-577 (170 amino acids)
Molecular function (GO): calmodulin binding
Source: RefSeq, a predicted model, not a curated record